Messenger RNA from Stylonychia lemnae, 4284 nucleotides. The record is from the annotation of a GenBank genome assembly. Lineage: Eukaryota; Ciliophora; Spirotrichea; Sporadotrichida; Oxytrichidae.
AUGCCUCUACCGCUAGUAGCAACUGGACAUUCAUUGCUGCCUGACUAGAAAUUCGGUUGGAAGCCUGAAGCUGAUAAGGAAACACCACCAAUCCCACUGUGUUUUGGUUUGAUCAGCUAUAAUUUAGAGUAGUUCAACUAUUAAAAGGUGGUCUAUGUUGGGCCUAGAUUCUAAAAUACAUAUAAAAUGCAUGAAUAGUUUGCCAAUAAAUAACUUAAAUUACCUAUUUAGAAGGAAGAUGGUGAAAAUCUGACUGUCAACGCCUACAACUUCUAAUUUCCUAAAUAUCAUAAUUCAAGCACAUUUUCUUACGAAGAUGCUUUCAGUUAGUUUCUUGAGCAGCUAGAAGAAGAUACAUCCAUCUUAGAGUAAAACUUAAAUUACUUGAAACCCAAGGCAAUUUAUGAAGGUUAAGAAGACAAAAUAGACGAAAUACUGAAUAAGAAGGGAGGUUACUGGGAACUGGAGGAUGAACUUAUUUUUGACUCAAAUUUUGAAUCAGGCAACCUUGACUUCUCAGGAAAGGUUUCUGAGGGUGAAUAUGAUUUGCUCAUGAGGCUAGAUUCGAACAGCAGAUCUCAUUAAUGCUGGUUUUACUUCAGUGUAGAAUGUAUAGAUGUCUGUAAAGUUAAAAAGGGAUCAACUAUUAAAUUUAACAUACUGAACUUUACAAAGCCUAACUCUCUAUAUAUUCAGGGUAUGAAGCCAGUUGCUUGGUCUCGGUAGAAAUGCUCUUCAGAUGGAUUUGGAUGGCAUCGUACUGGCUCAAAUAUACAAUACAAACUAAGUAAAUUAUGUAGGAAUACUAGAGGUGAUCCACAACACUUUGAGUAUACUUUUGAGUAUGACUAAGAUAAGGUCUGGUUUGCGUAUGCUAUUCCUUACACCUAUACAAUGCAGAAUAAUUUCAUUAAAUAAAUUGAAGAGAUAUAAAAUAAACCUGAAAAUCAAGACAAUAACAUUAUCUUUAAAAAAGAAAGUUUGGGCAAAAGUUUAAGUGGUGUUGAUAUACCUUAAUUAACAAUUACUGAUUUCAGUGAAAAUAACAAACGAAAGAAGACCAUAUUGAUGUGUGGAAGACUUCACCCUGGCGAGACUCAUUCAAGCUGGCUGAUUCAUGGAUUGAUAAGAUUUUUACUUUCUGAGAACUAUAAGGCAUAAGAACUUAGAAAGAGAGUCGUAUUUAAGAUAGUACCAAUGUUAAAUCCAGAUGGUGUAAUAAUCGGUAAUUACAGAACAAGUCUUGCAGGAUUUGAUAUCAAUAGAAAUUUUGGAGACAGAUAAGCCAGCCAGAGACUAAACCCUGAAGCGUUCCACUUCAAGAGAUUAGCUAGCCAACAGCAAAGACUUGCAUUUUUCUUUGACGUUCAUUCUCACUCUAGCAAAAAAUCUAUCUUUAUAUUCGGUCCCUAUUUCCCAUUACAUUCUGAGCAUUAUCUUAAAUUGAGAAUAUUGCCUAAACUUUUAUAAGAAAGAACUCAGAUGUUUAGAUACUACUCCUGCAGAUUCAGAAACGAACCUCAUAAAGUCAACUCUGCAAGACAGACUUUCUGCAGAACCUAUAAUCUACCCUUUUGCUAUACAAUUGAAGCAUCAAUGAUGGGAUUUCUUAACAAGAAUAGAUAAACUGUAAGUUUGGGUGUGACAUCCCUUUAAUAUUUUGGCGAAAAGCUCGGAGAAACUAUUUUAGACUGGUUCCUCAUUAUGGAGUAACACUAAAGAGAAAAAAUCAAGAAAGCAAUUAUGAUGAGCAAGAAAAGAAAAACUAGAAAGAGGACGAUUAUAGAUAUCUUGGGAGAAGAAGAUUAUGAUGAACUCAGAGAAGAGAUUGAUGACCAAAUAGUAUUUCAUGACUAGGAAUAGGAAAAGUAAAGAUAACCUAAGUCAAAGUCUGCAUCAGGCUAAAGAAAAAUAAAAUUAAAAAAGAAAAACAUUAUAGGAGCUGAGAGUCAGAAUGCCUAGGGCAAUUCAUAACUAUUCUCAGAGGAGGCAUCCUGUCUUACUUCUCUACAAAAUCUCCACUAAAAUUCUGAUGAUGAAUAGGAUUCCAAUACUGUCAGUUUUGCUUUGCAACCUAAGAUAUUUCAAAUCAAGUAGUAAUCUAUAACAAAUCAAGCAAAGUCAAAUAGGGGAUUUCAUGUUCCUAGAUUAGCUGGGUUUGAGUACCUUGAAGGUCCUGAUAAGAAGCACCCUGAAAAUAAUAUGGAUAAUCUUAAGAACGAUCCAAACUUCUUGGAUGACUCAAUAUUCGUAUAUGAAGAUUAAGCCAAUCAUUAAGAAGGGGAUUAGCCACUCAGAAGACUUGAAGAUAUAGUUGGGGAUAUCAAGAGAGAUCUAGUAAGAAGUAACCAUAAUGUCAAUAAUGGUCUAUUAGGCGAAAAUAACGAUUAGCAGUUUUAUGAUGAAGGCGACUUAGACUCAUAGAAAGGUUUUUCUUCAGAUGAUGAGGAAAAUCCUAAAGAAUUCGACCCGAUAGAUGAAGACCAAAUUAGGAUGCAAAGUUUGUUGCUAUCUUAUUUUCAAAAUAUCUCGAAGAAGACUAAUAAUGCUGAUUUGGUAUCGACCAUUUUAUCCUCAGAUGGCUUUAAUACUCCUGUCAGAUAGUCAAAAGCUGGCAAGCAUAGAAGUAUCGGAGUUGAUUCUUCAAGUCUUCAACGAAAAGAGAUUGUUUAUUAAGUCAAAAGGUCAUAAGUAGUUAAUAAUCCUGUUAAAAAGUAAGAAGAGAGGAAAAGACAUCAGAGAAAUUUACAAGGAGUCUUUUAUCAACAUCAGACUACUUAAAAUCAGAUAGACAAGGAGCUUUCUUAUACUUUAACUCAUAAGUCCAACCAAGAAUUCUUUGAAUUACUUAAGAAGUAUAUAUCGCAACCAGAGUAUGACCGGCUUCAUGAAAACAUCUAAAAUUAGAGAAAUGUUGAUAAAAGUCCAAUCAAUAGUAAUAAGAAUAAAGCCGCUCAUGGUAGCAGGAAUAUAGGUUCGCAAGAAAAGUAAGAUAGCUGCAAUAUUAGUAAAAAUAAGACAUUUGAAAUGCCCUCCUAGACAUUAUAAAUAAACAGGCAAAGAACAAUAGUAAAUCAUACGAGUUUAAGAGCAAGUUCUCAAUUUGUUAAAUAAAAUAAUGUAGCCAAUACUUAGCCUAACAAAUUGAAAAACUUUGUUUUAUAUGUAGAAGGCUAAAGCAAGGAGAGACAUCCUUCCUAGCAAAUUCAUAUACGAUAAAGCACUGUGAUGGAUGGUAGUUUGAAUAAGUCUAAGAAUCAGUAGCCAAGCCUAUAAGAGGUUUUGAGCAACACCUAUUAGGUAAAUAUAAGCAAUGAUGGUGAAUCAUAAGGUACCCAAAUGCAAUAAUCUUGGCCAGUUUAAGAUACCUAAGUCACUUCAAGUAUCAGAUAGAGCCAGACUUCAUUAAGAUUUAAUUCCAAGACUAAAAAUACCAUUCACAGUGGAGGUUAAAAUCAAAGGGCAUUCAAUAAGAUUAGUCUAAAGGGGACAAGUCAUGUAUCUAAAAAGGUACUACUAAAUCUAUCAGGCUAAAGGACUAUAGUUAAGCCUAAUCUUCAUAUUAAAAACAAGUCACUAUUAAUUGACGAUAAUCGAGAUUACUCCUCGAUCGGAUAAGUAUAGGAAGUAAACAAAUAUUUUGGAAAGCACUCUAAAUAAAAAAGCUUGAAUGUCAAUAGUAAUACGAGCCUUAACAAAACCAAUUCUGGUUUAGGCAACUCAUCACUAUAGAACUAUUAGAAUCGAUUCGAUUUCUAACUGUUUGUCAAUCCACUGAUGGUCUCAAAUAAUAGGUAAAGGACUGGGAAUGUAGUCAACGACUUUUUAUCAAGGAAAAUGGAAGUAGCCUAGUCUUUUCAACAACAAACAAGAGAGUUCACCCCUUAUUAUAUCUAAUCCAGCACCUAGUUAGACUUCUCAAAUGUAUCAAGCAAGCCCAAUUUUCAUCAAUCCUAGACUACUGCUUAAAGCUCUUAGAUUUCAAAAAGAAGACCAGAGACUAUAUUCUCAUAGCAUACUUUAAGAACAGUUGGUCACUAGCCUUAGGGUAUCCAAUAAUAAUUUUCAAGCAACUAGUCUCAACCGCAGUACCCAUAGGUCUCUCUCUAACAGCACCAUCAUAUACAGUAACCUUAACCUAUGUAGAACAAAGUUUUGAUUGAUCUAUUAAAGCAUCAAGGCAACUAAAGCAAGACUGGAAUUGAUAAUAUUUUUGAAGGGAAUAGAAAAAGCGCAGUCAUUAUAAAUCUAAAUAGAGUUAAGGCUGAGGAAGAAAAACAAUGA